Messenger RNA from Astyanax mexicanus (Mexican tetra), 4060 nucleotides. Its product is annotated as G-protein coupled receptor 83. Gene Ontology annotation, molecular function: neuropeptide Y receptor activity. The record is from RefSeq and is a predicted model, not a curated record. The coding region runs from base 316 to 1701 and encodes 461 amino acids. The transcript is spliced from 4 exons. Gene Ontology annotation, biological process: neuropeptide signaling pathway. Gene Ontology annotation, cellular component: membrane. Lineage: Eukaryota; Metazoa; Chordata; Actinopteri; Characiformes; Acestrorhamphidae.
AGAUACUUUAUUUUCUUGUUCUCUUUGAGAUGUUUGGUCAUUGUAGAUGAACCUGCCCACCUGGAGAACCCAGAUCAUCUCAGAUCAACAGAUCAUCUCCAGAUCCAGCACAGAGACACAGGUGAAGUGAGAGGUCUUAAACGCAUCUCAAACAGUCCAAUAGAAACCCUCUCUCACCCCACGCUCACUCUUCCGCCGGCCAAUCACGGAGAAGCACGCGCUGCGAUUUAAAAGCUCGAGUUCGUGCAGCAGCCAGACCAGUCGCGCGCACUCAGCCACCAUGCCGCGCGAGCCGGACACCUGAACCGCGCGCGGAUGAUUACUGUCACCAUGCUGCUGCACGCGGCUUACCUGGCGUACCUGGCGCACGUGAGCGCGAUCGUGGCGCGCGGAGGUCCGUGGCGCGCGCCGCACAACUCCUACGAGCACGCGCCGCACAGCACCGGCCACAUCAACGCUAGUGCGCUGGACGAGCUGCUGCUGGAGGCGAACGGCACGAGCCCGUACGCGCUGGACGAGAGCGCGCUCGCGGACUGGCGCUCGCUGGCGCGCGGCAGGAAGCGCGAGGGCGCGGAGUCUCAGCACGCGGCCACGGUGAAGGCGCUGCUGGUGGUCGCGUACAGUGUCAUCAUCGUCAUCUCGCUGUUCGGGAACACGCUCGUGUGCCACGUGGUGAUGAAAAACAAGCGCAUGCACUCCGCCACGAGCCUCUUCAUAGUCAAUCUGGCCAUAGCGGACAUCCUCAUCACCCUGCUCAACACACCCUUCACCCUGGUGCGGUUCGUGAACAGUACGUGGGUGUUUGGCCGAGGAAUGUGUCACAUUAGCCGCUUUGUGCAGUACUGCUCUCUCCACGUGUCCACUCUCACAUUGACCGCUAUCGCGCUGGACAGACGACAGGUCAUCCUACAUCCUCUGAAGCCGCGGAUGUGCACAGGUCAGGGCGCAGUGUGUAUCGUCUUCAUCUGGCUGAUGGCCACCUGUUUCUCGCUGCCUCACGCCAUCUUCCAGAAGCUGUUCACCUUCGUGUACAGUAAGGACAUAGUCCGUUCUCUGUGUGUGCCGGACUUCCCCGAGCCGUCUGAGCUGUACCGGCAGUACCUGGACCUGGCGACCUUCAUCCUCCUCUACGUUCUGCCGCUGCUCAUCAUCACCGCGGCGUACUGGGCCGUGGCCCGGCGACUCUGGCGUAGGAACGCCAUCGGCGACGUGACGAGCGAACAGUACUUCCUGCAGCGCAGGAAGAGGAAGCGGACCAUAAAGAUGCUGGUGCUGGUGGUGGCUGUGUUCGCGGUGUGCUGGUUUCCACUGAACUGCUAUGUGGUGCUGCUGUCCAGCCAGGCCAUUCACUCCAACAACGCCAUCUACUUCACCUUCCACUGGCUGGCCAUGAGCUCCACCUGCUACAACCCCUUCAUCUACUGCUGGCUCAACCAGGGCUUCAGGGCAGAGCUCACCUACCUGCUGAGCAUGUGCAGAAACUGGCGAGGGCAGGGGCGGGGCAACAGUUGCCGGGGCAACGAUCCGGACCCUAUGGCGCCCCCUCGGGAUGGGGGACACCACCGAGCAGCCUGGCCAGAGAGCCAGGCGUCCUCGCAGCAGUCCAACCCCAAAGAAAGCCACGCCCUUCGCUCCACGUCUCUCGGUCACUCAGGGAAGACCGACAUCCUCUCUGUGGAGCCGAUCGUUGCGGUUAGCUGACGCCGCGAGGCGCCUCAUGGGCCAGGCUGGUAAAGGCUGAUUAAUACUUCUGCAAAGAUUAAACUAAACAUAUUUGCUUACUGGCGAAGAGAAGGAUUUGUAGGUUGCAGAGGAGCUGAUGUGCAAUGGCUUAGGAAUCACAACGGCAAACCAUGUAGACCUAAAUCAGGGGUGUCCAAACAUCAAAAACUGAUUCAAAUCUAUUAGUUAAAUUAAUUAGUCUUUAAACAACCAAUGGGAUGUGAUUUCAGCCCCUGUGCCAUCCCUUUAAGAGGAGAAAAUCUAAAUCUGUGGCUCACGCACUGAUUGGUUGAUUGUUUGGACUUGGAAAUAAACCCCCAAACCUAAAACUAAAUGUCAUGCAGUGUUCUAACAGCAUCUUCUUUACCACAUUACUCAGUCUGUCCAGAUCUGUCUGGAAUCUGGAAUUUAAUAAAAGAGCAUCUCAUGGAUCUGGCUCGUAUGGUCCAAGUUAUACUUCGAAGGCGUGGUUUGUUGGUUCCUCUGCUCCUCUGUUGGCUUGCCUUUGCAGGCUACAAAUACCCAUAAACCAAAGAUUGAUUGAAAUCAAAUGUUGUCCUAGAUUGGCCCUGGCAUAACCCUGCCCAGAACAAUUUAGAGCUUUUCCUGCUUUAACACACUCAUUGCAAUUGUGAAAUGACUUAAAGAUUUAGGAGCUGAAUAGGUGACUUAGGUGUGUUUGGAGAAGGGAAAGAGAUAAAUAUGCAAGCCAGGGAGGCUGGCAUGUCUAGACAGCAGUUUUUUUCUUAUAUAAUUUGUUAACUUAGGGGUCUUUAUAGUACCAAACAAAUAGAACCCCUUUUUGGUGCUGAUUCUUGUCGACCAUCAAUUCAAACAAUUCAAUGAAAAACAUGUAUCUCCAAAGAGAUGAAAGCGAUAAAACUUUUUUUAAUUUCAAUGUAAUCCAAUGUAAGAAUUUCUAUUGGUAAGGGACAGUUUGUGUGUUUAAAUUAUAAAGUAAACUAAAAAAUCAACAAAAAUCAAGAUGCUAUGAUAUGCUGGUUAAGACCUCUGAGCAAAUAUGUUAUCACACUGAAUUUUAAUUUGCAGAAGUAUAAAUCAGCCUUAUCUCACUGAUGGUCUCAUUUAAGCAGGCUGAAUGGACUAUUAGCACUUAUUAGCAAGUGCUAAAUCUUCAUUGAAAGGGAGGAAACCGGCACCAGCAGGAUCUGCAGGACAUGCAGCUCUAAAUUGUGUGUUUUUGACCACAUGUAAGUAUGCAGUCCGUACUGCUUUGGGAUCAGGACAAUAGAUGUUUGUUUAUGUGGAAACAGAGAGAGUUUCAGGAUCAGGGAAAAUGACACUUUAGCGAGGCUGUGAAGGGUCUUGUGGUACUUUGCAUCACCUUCGCUUCAACAUGUGCUUAUUUUAUAGCCACUAAGUCACUUUUUUUGCAAGUAAGCCAUUGAUAUUUUUAGCAUUUUCAAGUAUUUCAGAUGUAAAAAAUAGGAAAGUGGGAAAUAUCAUUUUAUUUAAUAUUUUUUUCAAUCAGACUUGAAAUUGUCUGUUUGGCUCUUUAGCUAAACACUGUCAUUUGCUUUAGCCUUUCAUCAUCUCAGCUGAUCAGACCCGAACAAAAGCACAAGGCGAGGAAUCUACGUCUACAAUUAAUUACUGUGAAUGUGAAUAUACAUGAUGUACAUAAGCUUUGUUAAUCUUGAAGCUUUCUCUAUUAUCAGGAGAAAGAUGUGAUAUUUUGAGUCACUUUUACAACAUUUACGACAGUUUUCUCCAGAGGUGCCUCUUAGGUUUCAUGUGUUAUUGAUUCACUUACUUGAAUUCUGCAAACAGGGUCAAAGCUUUUGUUAAAAAGUGUUAUAUAACGAUUAACAUUUAGCAUUACUGUGAAACGACUGGCUGUAGCUUUAAAUUAAUGUUUUAAUAAAUAUACCCAAGUGUCUCCGUACCUCCAAUUAUUGGACCUGAAUGGGUAGCCCAUUUGGAAAUCAGAAAACUUUGUCAAUGAGCUUCAUGUUGGUCCAAUCAGGGUCAGUGAUAAGACCAGGAGUGGUGGGGGCACAUUUGGGAAGCCCAGCUGGGUCCCAAUAAAAACACAUGAGUCCAUGCCCACCUGGAACACAACUGGAAUGCAUGGUUAACUGGUGUCCCCAUUUCGCUUCUUUAGUUUAGCACUGGGCAUAUGAGGCUAAUGAUGCUAAUAAACACUAAUAUUCAACAUUAACCAAAAUAUUUUCUGUAAAUUCAUGCCAACAUUCUUCUCCUAAAUUAGCAUUUGUGGAUAUGGUUUAGGGUGAGAUAUUAAUUACUGUGGCAGUCUUAAUAGAAAGUGAAGUGUUGUGUCAAAUUUCAACCCUCCUAAAGAAUCCAGAAUUCAGCU